UUUUUUUUUAUUAUUAAUAAAUUUUGUUAUGUUUUCAAUAUUUCGUAAAACUGCUACUGAAGUAGCUGAAUCAAGCUUAAAAGCCUUAAAUAUGGACGGUCUUCGUGGCUGGCAAAAAGAAAUGCCCAUGGCAUCAUUCACGUCUGCUAAAGAUCUUGAUGCAUGGGCUAUUGGAUGUGACAAAGAUAUUGGUGGAUUUUCAGAAGCCCAUUUAGACUUCAACGAUGGUCAUGGCCGCUUCCAUGGUCAUUUAUCACUUGAUUUGCCUGCAGAGAAUAAAGAGAUUAAACAAAGUGGUUAUGCAGCCAUUCGAACUAAGGUCAAACCACAGACAUUAUUCGGUGUCCCUUGUUGGGAUACAACUCUCUUUAGAUAUUUGGCAUUACAUGUUAAAGGGGAUAAUCGAAAAUAUUUUGUCAACAUACAAACGGAUGGUGUUGUUAAAACAGACUUAUUUCAACAUCGACUCUUUUUACGUACACCAGGUCAAUGGGAGACUGUGAUGAUUCCAUUUAGGGAUUUUAUUUUAACAAAUAAUGGUAUCGUUCAAGAAGAUCAAAUUGAAAUGUAUAGAGAAAAAGUAAAAACAAUAGGAAUCUCAAUCAUGGAUCGUCAAGAAGGACCUUUUUCUUUAGAAAUUGAUUGGAUUAAAGCUAUGAAUACUGAAUUUACUGAAGGCGAUAUGGAUCGUUUGCCACCAUCAGCAGCUGCCGAAGAAUAAUUGCAUUGUAUAUUUGUAUUUCUAUAUGUUUUUUUUAAAAAAAAAAAAAAAAGAAAAAAGAAAAAUUGGCUUUUGUAAAAAAAAA
This is a messenger RNA of Cokeromyces recurvatus, 806 nucleotides long. Its product is annotated as complex I intermediate-associated protein 30-domain-containing protein. The transcript has 3 exons. Gene Ontology annotation, biological process: mitochondrial respiratory chain complex I assembly; mitochondrial electron transport, NADH to ubiquinone. Bases 29 to 721 code for a protein of 230 amino acids. Gene Ontology annotation, cellular component: mitochondrion. The record is from RefSeq and is a predicted model, not a curated record. NCBI's taxonomy places the organism in Eukaryota, Fungi, Mucoromycota, Mucoromycetes, Mucorales, Mucoraceae.